AGUGGAAGUCAAAAAAGAAUUUAAUGUUACGAGUUUCUUCUCUCUAGAUUCAUUUUUUUUUUCUCUCUCUCUCACCAUCACACAUAACACAGAAGAAUCCAUGGCUGCUUCUUCAUCCUCUAAUGCUUCCUUCUUUGGAGUUCGAGAAGAAGAUCAAACUCACCUUCUUCCUCCGAAUCCCUCCGCGGCCGUCGCUCCUCCUCCUCCUCACCACCAGCCACUGCAGUCUCAGCAACCUCUUGAAGCUCCACCGCAGAAAAAGAAGAGAAAUCAACCAAGAACUCCAAAUUCCGAUGCAGAAGUCAUCGCUUUAUCUCCAAAGACACUAAUGGCUACAAAUAGAUUCAUAUGCGAAGUAUGCAACAAAGGUUUUCAGAGAGAACAGAAUCUACAACUUCAUCGAAGAGGACACAAUCUCCCAUGGAAACUUAAGCAGAAGUCGACCAAAGAAGUGAAGAGGAAAGUGUAUCUUUGUCCGGAGCCCACGUGCGUCCACCAUGAUCCGUCACGUGCUCUCGGAGACCUCACCGGAAUCAAGAAACAUUAUUACCGUAAGCACGGUGAAAAGAAGUGGAAAUGCGAGAAAUGUUCUAAGCGUUACGCUGUUCAAUCGGAUUGGAAAGCUCACUCCAAGACUUGUGGUACCAAAGAGUAUCGUUGCGACUGUGGUACACUCUUCUCCCGGCGAGAUAGUUUCAUUACACAUAGAGCCUUCUGUGACGCGUUGGCUCAAGAGAGUGCGAGACACCCAACUUCUUUGACUUCUUUACCAAGUCAUCACUUCCCGUACGGACAAAACACCAACUCCAACAACAACAGUUCAAGCAUGAUGCUUGGUUUGUCCCACACGGGGGCCCCACAGCAUCUUGAUCAUCACUCUGGCGACGUUCUCCGACUUGGAAGCGGCGAAGGAGUAGGUGGAGGAGCCGCCUCACGCUCUUCAUCUGAUCUCAUUGCUGCAAAUGUUUCAGGUUACUUCAUGCAAGACCAAAACCCUAGCUUUCAUGAUCAACAACAAGGAUUUUUGGCUGCAAGCAAUAACAUCAAGCCAUCACCAAUGAAUUUUCAACAGAGUCUGAUGCAGUUCUCGCAUGAUAGCCAUAACUCUCCUUCCUCCAAUCUCUUCAAUCUCAGUUUCCUCUCUGGAAACAACGGAGCUGCUUCUGCUACAAGCAACCAGAAUGCUGCUGCUGUUUCUUCCGGUAAUCUUAUGAUCUCGAACCAUUUUGAUGGCGAAAAUGCUAUUGGAGGCGGAGGAGGAGGGGAAGGAAGCACGGGUCUCUUUCCUAACAAUCUGAUUAGCUCGGCGGACAGAACAAGCUCAGGAGCAGUGCCUUCACUCUUUAGCUCAUCAAUGCAAAAUCCCAUAUCAACACCUCAAAUGUCAGCCACUGCUCUUCUUCAAAAAGCUGCUCAAAUGGGUUCAACCUCAAGCAGCAACAACAACAACAACAACAACGGAAGCAGCAACAAUAAUAAUAACAAUGCCUCAUCCAUUCUAAGAAACUUUGGGAGUGGAAUGUACGGAGAAAACGAGAGUAAUCUCUAUGAUUUGAUGAACUCUUUCUCUAACCCCGAUCCAACGGGAAACAACGUUAAUGGAGUACAUUCUCCGUUUGGUUCGUACGGAGGAGUGAACAAGGGAUUAAACGCUGAUAAACAAAGCAUGACUAGAGACUUUCUUGGAGUUGGACAGAUCGUAAGAAGCAUGAGUGGAAGCGGAGGGGUUCAACAACAGCAACAACAACAUGGGAAUAGUAGAGAAAGAGUUGGCUCUUCGCCGGAUUCUGUCGAUAGAAACAGCACGACUUUGAAUCCUUGUGGUGGUCCGGCAACCUCACCACCGUAUGGAAUCCAUCAUGCUAGUUUCUAGCUAAGAGAAUUUUUUUAAAAAGGUUUCUAGUUCAUCAACAUAGAUGCUAUCUUUUUCAGGUACGCAUGUCGUCAUCAAAAUCCGCAAUUAUAAUUUUGUUGCGAGUCUCUUGAUACUUAAGUUUAUCAGCAAAAAAUAGUUGCAAUUUAUCUAAACUCAGCUCCUUUUUCUCUCUUGUAAAAGAUUUUGCGUUUAUAUAUAGUUUAUAUAAAUGGAUUCAUGACUCUUAAAAAGAAUUGCAGAUGAGUUUAUGCCUUUA
Molecule: messenger RNA, 2132 nt
Organism: Brassica oleracea var. oleracea
Lineage: Eukaryota; Viridiplantae; Streptophyta; Magnoliopsida; Brassicales; Brassicaceae
Product: protein indeterminate-domain 5, chloroplastic-like
Exons: 3
Coding region: 101-1873 (590 amino acids)
Cellular component (GO): nucleus
Molecular function (GO): DNA-binding transcription factor activity
Source: RefSeq, a predicted model, not a curated record